This is a messenger RNA of Lagopus muta (rock ptarmigan), 3366 nucleotides long. Its product is annotated as C-C chemokine receptor type 5-like. Gene Ontology annotation, biological process: immune response; positive regulation of monocyte chemotaxis; chemotaxis. The record is from RefSeq and is a predicted model, not a curated record. Gene Ontology annotation, molecular function: C-C chemokine receptor activity. Gene Ontology annotation, cellular component: membrane; cytoplasm. The transcript is spliced from 2 exons. Bases 127 to 1194 code for a protein of 355 amino acids. Lineage: Eukaryota; Metazoa; Chordata; Aves; Galliformes; Phasianidae.
UUUCCAUGGCCCCUGCCUGACCCAGACUCUGAAGAGGACGCAGCCUUUGCCAUCGGAACCCAGACCAACGCUACUGACUUGCUGCUCGCCAGCAGCCAUUACAGCACUUGAGCAGAUCAGCACACAAUGGAAAACUAUACCAUUGAUUUGGGUUACAUGCCAACAACAACAUUUGACUACGGUGAUACAGCACCAUGCAUGGGAACUGAGGAAAAGCACUUUGCAGCAAAUUUUCUGCCACCGCUUUACUCAUUGGUGGUGAUAUUUGGCUUCAUAGGCAACAUUCUUGUUAUCCUUAUCCUGGUAAAAUACAAGAAGUUGAAGAGUAUGACUGACAUCUACCUGCUCAAUCUGGCCAUUUCUGAUUUGCUGUUUGUAUUUUCUCUUCCUUUUUGGGCUUAUUAUGCUGCUCACGACUGGAUUUUUGGAGAAGCGCUGUGCCGGAUCCUCUCAGGCAUUUACCUCCUUGGCUUCUACAGCGGCAUCUUUUUCAUAAUCCUGCUGACCAUAGACAGGUAUCUGGCCAUAGUUCACGCAGUGUUUGCUUUAAAAGCUAGGACAGUUACCUACGGCAUCCUCACCAGCAUUGUCACGUGGGCUGUUGCUCUUUUUGCCUCUGUUCCUGGGAUAGUAUUUCACAAAACUCAACAGGAGAAUACACAGUAUACAUGCAGUGCUCAUUAUCCUCCAGAUAGCCUAAUAAAUUGGAAGCACUCCUACAUUUUAAAGAUGAACAUUCUUGGGCUUAUCAUUCCAAUGAUCAUUAUGAUUUUCUGUUACUCUCAAAUUUUAAAAACAUUAUUGAGAUGCAGGAAUGAGAAAAAACAGAAGGCGGUUCGACUUAUUUUUGUCAUCAUGAUUUUUUAUUUCAUCUUCUGGACACCGUUCCAUGUUGCUUCUUUUGUGCACACAUUUCAAACUUCUUUUUUUUCUCCAGAUUGUGAUAGCCAAACCAGACUGGACAAAACAAUUCAAGUAACAGAAACAAUUUCAAUGAUCCACUGCUGUGUCAAUCCUGUGAUCUAUGCAUUCGUUGGAGAAAAAUUUAGGAAAUAUCUUUAUACGUUUUUCCGAAAGCAUGUUGCAGCUCACCUGUGCAAAAAGUGUCCAUCUCUUUAUCGUGAAAAAUUAGAAAGAGUUAGUUCCACAUUUACAGCAUCAACUGCCGAGCACGACAUCUCUACUGGAUUGUAAAAAUAAUUCUAGAGUCUAGCUAGUGAAUGUUGCAUCUCUUUGCCUGAAGAAGUGGACGACGUUGUAGAAGAUCUUUAUGCCAAUUCUUGGGGUUAGUUGCCUGGAUCACACCAUUUUUUGAUCUUGAUCUAAGAGAAACAACCAUUUCCUAUUAACUGUUAGUAUCAUAGCUUGAUCACAGAAUGAUUUGUUUGAUUUUGAUGGCGGACCCAUAUUCUGUCCGAUGAACAAAUAUUCAUGGCUCUUACUAGGGAAGAAUAUAAAAUAGAUGAAGCAGCACUAAGUAAUAUCACAAGAUCCAUUUACAGCCACAUGGACAAUAUAAGACUGGGAGGAGGCUUUGAGGAUUGAUGUACCUGUUCAGUACACAGCAUGAAUGGAACACCCAGAAUCCUGAUUGCAUUUGGAAGUAAAAGUAUUCUUUCUGAAACAGUCAGCCAUUUGUAGUGGGAAGCUUUCAGUAUUCUUCAUUUUACUCCUCUUUCCCUUAUUUUCUCUACAUGAAUAAGAGGCAUUUCCAUUAAAAGGAUAAGGAUGAAAGAUACCAAGACAACUUCUCUUCACUGAUGAGAGAGGUGACUGACCUUUAUCUUACGUGGUCACUUAAAUCAAGGAUUUAUCUGUAAGCUAGUUGUUUCUAAACAUAAUCCUUUUUACUAUAGGCUAAGUUACAGUAUGUUUAUUUUAGGUAUUUAAUCUUGUGCCAAUCAUAUCAUUGUUUGACUGCUAACAUUUUCCAAGGUGAGCUUUUAAUGGACAAGAUUGUCAUUUCUGUGGGUGCAAUUUUACACGUAACUGCAAGCCUAGUAAGUGUAUAAGAAGUCAGUGUUGUACCCCCAAACAACCAUGAACUUGUUUCUGACAACUUCAAUCCCUUCCAGGGAAAUAGCACUUAGUAAAAGCAGAGAUCUGCAAGGACAGAAUUAAAGUUAUCUUACUUCAUCUAGCUAUGAUGCAUGAUUACAUAUGAAAAUACGUAGUCCUUCAGAGGAUUUUGGAGAGCAUGAGCAUUGUACUGAGUGGAGGCCUCUCUCACAUGUGUAGAGGGAGACAUUCUACAGCAGAUACAGAAAGUGUGUCAAAAUAGGCUUCUGCAUGCUAAAAAUGUGAUCUGGACUUACACAGUAAAUCUGCUGUUUGGGACAGACUUCUGGGAAGACAGCAGCCUUGGAAGCACAGAAGCAGCUAUCUGUAGAGAUGUAACCACCUUGCCAUUUCAGGAGAAUGAUGCACAUCACCUCUGUUGACAUGAUCAGGACUGCAUGCUUGUUGAGGACUAGUGACCAUUACCCUAGUGCUGUAAUGGCAACACUUUUAUGCCAAGCCACACAUUUAUGCCAUUGUUGAGAAUUUUUCAGUAAAUAAAAAGGGGCAUCCUAGGAUGUGAUAUGAACUUUAAACUGUUGCUUUAUACCGUAAGGAAGUGCAGUUAAACACUCCUUACACAGGCAAACAGUGUUGCUUUUUUCCCAUUUCCUUCAAGGGGCACCAUUCAAGCAUGCAAAGUUUUAGUCUCAGAAAUCUGUAAAGCCAGCUUCAAGUAACCUGCUGGCAAUGUCAGAAUGGAAGAGGGGAUUGCACACCUCUUAACAUUGCGCAUGUGACUUAGAUGCGUACAUUAACAGCAAAUCUCAUCAAGGUCCUUCAGUGCCAGUGGAAAAAAAGAGAUGCCUGAGUCAGAAGCAGACAUGAUUUGAAAGACCUUUGGGGAAGAUUACUUGUCUGACUGCAAAAAGAACCCAGAAAUCAGCUUCUUAAUUCAGGGAUCAGAUGCCCUUGUUGCAGUGGUGUGAAUACUCUUCCCUCUUCAGCCUUAUUACCUCAAGGCACCACUUCUAUUAGCUGUUAGCUGGUCUCCUGCCAGCUACUACAUUCUGGCUGCUCCCUUGUGAGGUUAACAGCCACAGGUAUACAGAAGGAAAGACCAAAAACUAUGCUCACAGUAAAUAACACUUUUCCUUUACUUUGUAUUUUCUACUGCACAAAAGUAAAAGCCCCUUUUUAAUGUUAAAGUAUAAAUUAGAUGAGUGUGAUGCAAAUCCUGCUGUAACUGUGGUACUUCUACUGCUGUGCUUUAAAUUCUUGUUUUGUGGAAAUUAUGCUUCUUCCUAUUUUAGUGUUAAUGCAGCAAAAGUAAUAAACUAUGUCUGAGAAAUGAUGUGUAUCCUGUCG